Molecule: messenger RNA, 1244 nt
Organism: Cutaneotrichosporon oleaginosum
Lineage: Eukaryota; Fungi; Basidiomycota; Tremellomycetes; Trichosporonales; Trichosporonaceae
Molecular function (GO): nucleotide binding
Source: RefSeq, a predicted model, not a curated record
GAGAUAUUAGCCUCGGCCCGAUCUUGCCAGUGACGCAUACUUAGUACAUAGACGGCAGGGCUUGAGAUGACUCAGAUACUGACACUCUCGACCUACCACUCAUCAUGGCACCGCACACGAUCCGCUGGGGCAUCAUUUCGACCGGGGGCAUCGCGACGACCUUCGCAAAGGACCUGUUGGUGGACCCGACGACGCGCAACGUUCACGACGUCGCGCACAAAAUUGCGGCGGUCGGCUCGCGCUCCGUCGCGUCCGCCCAGGCGUUCAUCGACAAGCUGAAGAGCUUCUCGGGACCGAGCAGCUGGGGCGUGCAGCACGGCGGGCUCGACGGUGCCACGCCCUAUGGCUCGUACGACGAGGUGUAUGCCGACCCCUCCGUCGACGUCGUGUACAUCGGCACGCCGCACCCGUUCCACCACCAGAACGCCAAGGCCGCCCUGCUCGCGGGCAAGCAUGUGCUCUGCGAGAAGCCGUUUGUCAUGGACCUCGCUGAGCUUGACGAGCUGAUCGCCAUCGCGAAGGAGAAGCGCGUCUUCCUCAUGGAAGCAGUGUGGACGCGCUUCCAGCCCAUCGCGUACGCUGUACAGGAGGUCCUGCGCUCGGGGAAGCUCGGCCGUCCGCGCCGCGUCACUGCCGAGCUGUCGUCGUGCAUAAACAUGGACGAGCUGGCGGACGACGACCGCAUGAUCGACCCCAAGCUUGGCGGCGGCCCGCUUCUCGACCUCGGACCGUAUCCUGCCGUGUGGGGCAUGCUGGUGCUCCACCAACAUCCGCAGAACCAGGACAAGGAGCCGCAGGUUGUGGACUUCAGCCAGCGUAUCUACAAACGCAACGGCAUCGACGAGAUGUCCGCGUUCACCGUCAGGUGGGAGGGGCUCGCCGAGGCGCGCCUCCUGACCGACUUCACGGCGUGCACACCGCUCGACAACGCCUGUGUUGUCGACUGUGAAAAGGCGCAGCUUAUCAUCGACCACCCUCUCUAUCGCCCCGAGCGCUUCCGUAUUGUGCCUCACGCGGGCAGCACCGACGAUAUCCCGAAGGAGACAGAGCACCGGUACCCUGUCCCCGCCGGCAACGGGAUGCACUACGAAGCGGACCACGUCGCGCGCUGUCUCCGCGACGGCAAGCUCGAGAGCGACCGCAUGCCACUCACCGAGAGCCGCAUCGUCCAGGGAUGGUUCGACACAGUCCGUAAAGGCGGAAACUCGGUCCUCAAGGACUGGCCGCAUACCGCCGGAAAGUGA